This is a messenger RNA of Oncorhynchus tshawytscha (Chinook salmon), 1644 nucleotides long. RefSeq names its product proteinase-activated receptor 3. The record is from RefSeq and is a predicted model, not a curated record. Gene Ontology annotation, cellular component: membrane. The transcript is spliced from 2 exons. Gene Ontology annotation, biological process: positive regulation of Rho protein signal transduction; thrombin-activated receptor signaling pathway; blood coagulation. Bases 223 to 1347 code for a protein of 374 amino acids. Lineage: Eukaryota; Metazoa; Chordata; Actinopteri; Salmoniformes; Salmonidae. Gene Ontology annotation, molecular function: thrombin-activated receptor activity.
CAUGAAAAAAAUACACACACAAAAUGCAUACAGCCUGAUGGUUCAGUGUUAACACUAUCGGAGUGUGGACAGUACAGUAGCCUGUCUGACCAUGUGAACCAGCAGUCUGGAUGGCCAGUUGAUCCUGCUAGUGGUUGAUCCUGCUAGUGGACAACUAGACUAUAGCAGGUCUACUGAAGAACCAGAGGACUGAGUUGGAAUAAUAACGUGGAGGAGAAAGACAUGGCAAACCUACUAUCUGGGAUACUCUUCUGUCUGUUGGUAGGACUCUCUCUCCAGGACAAUGAGAAGAAACCCAAGACAAAAAGAACGGUCCCAGAUGUGUUGAAACCAAAGACGUUCAAAGGCAGGGAAUACCAGUCCAACUGUACAGCUGAGACAGGGCCCCCCAGCCUGGUCCCUCUGUCCCCUGGGCUGGAUGUGAGGCUGGAGGACCCUGCAGCAGCCUACACCACAGGUCUCCUCAGCACCAGGCUCAUCCCCUCAGCCUAUCUCCUGGCCAUGGCAGUGGGCAUCCCCUCUAACGCUUUCAUCCUGGCCUUCCUGAGGCUCCGGGCCAGGUCCUACUCCAUGGCUGUCCUCUACCUGAGCCUGGCCCUCUCCGACCUGCUCCUCCUGCUCUCCCUGGCCCUCCGCAUCCACUACCACCUCAACGGAAACAACUGGGUGUUCGGCGAGGUGGCCUGUCGCAUCGUCACCGCCUGUUUCUACUGCAACGUCUACUGCUCUGCCCACACCAUCGCGUGCAUCAGCCUCAAGCGCUACCUGGCCGUGGUGAGGCCCUUCCUCUACAGUCGGCUGCCCAAGAAGACCUGGACGCUGGGGGCAAGCCUGGGCAUGUGGGGCCUGUUUGGAGCAGCUGUGGUACCAGAGCUCCUGGUGAGGCAGAGCUUCUUGCUGCCCCGUAUGGGCCUCAUCACCUGCCAUGACAUACUGCCCCUGGAGGAGGAUUCCCAUGCCCUGCUGGUGCCCUACAGGCUGACACUGGUCUGCUUAGGGUUCCUCGUGCCAUUUGUGACCUGUGCCUGGACCCAUGUGGCGGUGGUGUGGCACCUGGGUCGCUCAGGCCUCGACUGGACACCCUUCAUCAGGGUCAGUACACUGGUCUUCCUCAUCUUCACUGUGUGUUUCGCUCCCAGUGGCGUCCUCCAUAUUGCACACUAUGUGAGGCUGUCCACCAGUGGAGAGGACGGGAUGUAUGUUUACACCAGCGCUGCAGUGUGUCUGUGCUGUUUCCACAGCUGUCUGGACCCAUUCCUGUGUGUGCUCAUGUCCAGGACAACCGCCUCCAGACUACGCUUUGCUUCACUCAGAAGGACACCUCAGAGACUCGCUGUCCCGGUGUAGAGACUCUGUGUGUGUGUGUGUGUGUGUGUGUGAGUGAGAAAGAAGGCCGAUUUAAAGCAAUGCUAUUCGAGUGAUAGACUGUUUUAAAACUCUGCAGCAGCUGCAAAAAAAUAAUAAUUGACAAUUAAAAAACAAGGUGACCCUCAAAAGCCAGAUGGAGUUGGGUAAAUUAGACACGCAUUCGGUCUUUACUGUGGUAUAGGUUAUGCUGCAGCAAACGCAGGCCUACCUGUCACAAGAAAGAAAAAAAUAGUGACCGUAAUGAGAUGAUAGGUCUACAUGCAUUGUGUACUGCAC